AUGAAAAACAAUCAAGCUUCAGAAUAAGCAGCUCUUUCAAAGCAUCAUUAGGAGCUUUUCAAAAUUGUUCAUCUGAAUAGAGCCAAUGAAAAUAAAUAAAGGUAUCGAAUAAGUUCACCACUUAAGAGCAUAAAUUCUGUUGCCAGUUUCUCAAACUAAAAAGAGCUCAGAGAAUAGAUUAGCUAUCCUGAAUUUUAAGGUGCCAACUAAAUUCCUUAAAAUCAAAUUAGAACUUCGCUAGAUUAGAAUGAUUCACCUUACCCAUGUCUUAUUCCAAAAGCAUAAAAUAAUAAAAAAAGAAGAGUUAAACAUAAGCAUUCUCAAUCCAUUGCAGAAGGAAUUAAAAACUUCAGUUAUUUAGAAAUGAAUGAUUAAUAGGAUUUUUCAAAUUUAUCGAGUAUGGUAAAGAAAAAACAAAUAGCAGAUUCCCCAGCUAGUAACGAAAGAGAAAAGCUAAUCCUAACUUAUUAAAUAAGCAGUGACAAGAGUAAUACUAAUCGUCAUACUAAGACUCAGGAUAUGAUAAACAAGAUAUACAUGCAUAAGCUAACUUUGGAAUUGAAAGAAAGCUAUAAAAAAUUAUAAAAUAACAGUAGCUCUAGAAUUCAGGAAGAUUAACUAUUUUUUGGGAAUAGAUUUGAUUCAAAAUAAAAUCCAGAGUAGGUUACUCGAAUUGUUUUAUUAGAUAAUACUAUCACAUUUACUGAUAAGGAAAAGCUGAUAUUUGGGAACAGUUCUCGCAAAACAAGUUCAAGAUUGAGAGAGCCACCAGCAAUCGAUUCAGGCAAUGAUAGUUCUUUAGUUUUCCUCAGUAAAACUGUAGUAUCAAAUCCAAUCAACAUUAACAAUAGCAAAAAUCUACAUUCCUUACGAGAAAGAUUAAACUUAAGUCAGGUGCUAAAUCCUGAUAAGUCUCAGAGCAAGUCUAGGAUUUAACCUAUUUUUGAAGUUGAAGAUUUUUCGUUUGAAAAAUAGAGUUAAAAAGAAUCAACGAAAUUUCCAUUGAUCAAGACAGAAUCUUCAGCAAUCUCUACAAAGAUGGAGACCCUGGCAUUACCGGAGCCUUAAAAAGAGUAUUAUACUAUGAAUUAAUUGAAAUAGGGUGACUGGCACAGAACCAAGGAUAUCUUAACAAUGGGUCAAGACUGGAUUAUUGAUGAAAUCAAGAAGUCUGGUCUCAGAGGUAGAGGCGGUGCUGGUUUCCCAUCUGGACUCAAGUACUCUUUUAUGCCUAAAGUUUCAGUCGAUGGAAGACCAUCCUACCUUGUUAUCAAUUCAGACGAGUCUGAGCCUGGUACUUGUAAAGAUAGAGAAAUCCUGAGACACGAUCCACAUAAAUUAGUUGAGGGUGCUCUUGUAGUUGGAUUCAGUAUGAGGGCAAAGGCUGCAUACAUCUAUGUAAGAGGAGAGUUCUGGGAUGAGGCUAACCAACUAUAAAAAGCAGUUAAUGAAGCUUAUCAAAAAGGUUUCUUAGGAAAGAACGCCUGUGGAAGUGGCUACGACUUCGAUGUUUAUGUUCACUCAGGAGCAGGUGCCUAUAUUUGUGGAGAAGAAUCAGCCCUUAUCGAAUCACUCGAAGGCAAACCCGGUAGACCCAGACUAAAGCCUCCCUUUCCAGCUAAUGCAGGUUUGUAUGGUUGCCCAACUACUGUCACUAACGUCGAGACAGUAGCUGUAUGUCCAACCAUCAUGAGAAGAGGAGCUUCAUGGUUCUCAGGCUUUGGCAGAGAGAAAAAUGCAGGAACUAAGCUUUUCUGCAUUAGUGGUCAUGUAAACAACCCUAUUACUGUUGAAGAAGAGAUGAGCAUCCCUCUCAGAGAAUUAAUAGACAGACAUGCUGGUGGAGUCAUCGGAGGAUGGGAUAAUCUAAAAGCUAUUAUUCCAGGUGGUUCAUCUGUGCCAAUGCUUACCAGGAAAAUCUGCGGUGAAGUACUCAUGGACUUCGAUGAUCUUAAGGACAGAAAGAGUGGUCUUGGAACAGCUGCAGUCAUUGUCAUGAACGAAUAAACCGACGUUAUUGAUGCCAUUCUAAGACUAUCAAAGUUCUACAAGCAUGAAAGCUGUGGACAGUGCACUCCAUGCAGAGAAGGUACUGGUUGGAUGGUAGAUCUCUUAGAGAGAAUAAAGGAGGGUAAUGCUGACUUCGCUGAGAUCGAUAUGCUUGAAGAGCUCUCAUUCCAAAUUGAAGGUCACACUAUUUGUGCUCUUGGUGAUGCUGCUGCUUGGCCAGUUCAAGGUCUUAUCAGAAACUUUAGACAUGAAAUGGAAGAUAGAAUUGAUAGUUAUAAAGCUGAGCACCCAGAGAUUGAUACUAGAAAAUUCCUCUCUUACGCCCCACCAAAGCAUCAUUGA
Stylonychia lemnae is the source of this 2352-nucleotide messenger RNA. The record is from the annotation of a GenBank genome assembly. Lineage: Eukaryota; Ciliophora; Spirotrichea; Sporadotrichida; Oxytrichidae.